AUGGAACAAUACAAGCGGUUCGAAUACCCUCCCACACGCCGGGAGGCAGGAAAGGGUAGCCUGUUUAACGGCCACGACUUUGAUGUCUACGAGAACGAAGAGUGGCCUGAGAGGCUCAGCUUCUUCGAGGCGGCAUUACUGACUCGCUGUUUAUUUGUGGACGAAGCGAAACUCAUCUCAUGUUUCGAGACAAGAAACGUCACAGCUCACGAAGACGUUGCUGAGAUCUCGUUUUGGCAGGGCCAAUGCAAGGGAUCCAGGCGUUCAGGAAGCCAUCAUACGAGUCUUUUUGUCACAGAGCCGCCGUUCAGGCGGAAAGGCCGUUUAUCCUUUUACUGGCAAGGUGCCGCUUGUUUGCAAGGAUGGGCGAUGAGAGUUUGCAUGCAGUUGUUGACAGCGGCGGCGAGCCAAGGCGCCGGGCCAUCAGUUGCCUUCAGAGACUCUGCGUCAAAAGUCAAAGUCAUGAUUGCCGAGUGGAUGGGACAAACACGGCCACCAAAUGUGAUUGCCCUGGAAAAGAAGGGUCUUCCGGUCGUUGGCCCUUCUGAUCUGUCGAAUAUUACUGAUCAUGAAGACAACGCAACGGGUGAUGUGGGCCAGAACGGUCCAGAAGAUAUCGUCAGUGUCAACAUAAGGACUGAGUCGAUCGUGACACCCGAAGAGGGCUGGCAGCUUGGUGUUGUGGACAGGAAAGAGACAAUCUCAGAAUGGUGUUUUGAAGUUGUUCCAGAAGGAAAGAAGUUCGCGCCGGCCCCACCCACCGGCCCCUUCCUUCCCCAGAAAUACCACCUGCCUCGGAGCCAUUCCCGUCGAUCUCCCUCUCCACCCACAGGGGUUCCUUCCGUCUUUCCUGGAGAAUUGCCCGGUGAAGCACUUACACGACCACGGUUUGCUGCCACCACUGCAUCGUCAAACUUCACCUUGCUUCAUCACACCCUCAUUCAGCUCUGCCUCACUCUCGGGUUUUCCUAA
Messenger RNA from Colletotrichum lupini, 972 nucleotides. RefSeq lists its product as uncharacterized. The record is from RefSeq and is a predicted model, not a curated record. Bases 1 to 972 code for a protein of 323 amino acids. Lineage: Eukaryota; Fungi; Ascomycota; Sordariomycetes; Glomerellales; Glomerellaceae. The transcript has 5 exons.